GUAAUUAGACCUAAUUUCUUAUUUCUUCUAGGAUGGCACAUUGCGUUCUUUUACCAUUACUGUGACUUGUAAUUGAAUCAACCUUAAUUAUCACUCACUAACGUGCUGGAUCGGUGGCUGGACAAUCCACACGUCGAAUCAUUUUAUGGUCCUCCAGAUUUUCUCGACCUCAAGCGAUUGUUAUUUGUUGUUUCACAAUGGCUUCGUGUGUUUGCACCAAAAUUUCAGCCAAUCCGUCGGAAGUAUUCAAAAUCAAGAGAGUUUUCUCAGAGCCAAAUUAUCAUGAAGGCUAGAGCUUUUAUCCAAUCAAUGGGACAAUCAUAUCAGUUAAGUCUAGCUCAAGCCUUGGAGGAAGUCUGCUCCAAAGCCAACAUUGUUUCGGAUAGGUUUUACCUCCUAGCUGGACUCUUCAAGGAAUCGAAUUGUGAUAUAGGUGCAUCGGAAGUUAGUACAGAAUCACAACUACGAAUAUCGUUGGGGGAAGGAUCUAUGUGUCAACUCUCCCCCAGGCAUAUUGCGGAACAGUUUACCUUGUAUGACGCGGUACGAAAAAUAUCAAAAUUACACUAA
Molecule: messenger RNA, 570 nt
Organism: Hydatigera taeniaeformis
Lineage: Eukaryota; Metazoa; Platyhelminthes; Cestoda; Cyclophyllidea; Taeniidae
Source: the annotation of a GenBank genome assembly